CGCAUAUGAUUUCGUUGUGUGUUGAAAUCGAAAACAAAAAGACAUUCACCUUGAUACCAGCAAUAAAUUUCAGAAUUGAAAACUAAACUUUUUCUUUCGAUUGAUGAACAUCCAAUCAAACUCCAACAUUGCUCAGAAUAAUUCCGGAAGAUUGAACGAGGACGUGACCAUGGCUUCAACAAGUCGAGAAGAGAAUACCACCACCACCGCCGCUCCACAAACUUCGAAGACAAUGCAAAAUUUGGCUAUCAAAGAGAAAUACAUCGAAAAUUAUGAUUUCAUUUGCUGUGCGGAAUCAAGCAAAUACGAGAAAGUAGCCAAAAUCGGACAAGGCACCUUCGGAGAGGUGUUCAAAGCGCGCGAAAAGGGCGGAACUCGGAAAUUCGUGGCCAUGAAGAAAGUUUUAAUGGAAAAUGAAAAGGAAGGGUUCCCCAUUACGGCAUUACGUGAAAUUCGCAUUCUACAACUGUUGAAGCAUGAGAACGUCGUCAAUCUUCUCGAAAUUUGUCGCACAAAGGCGAACAAAAACAACAGCUACAGAUCGACGUUCUACUUGGUGUUUGAUUUCUGUGAACACGAUCUGGCUGGACUGCUAUCCAAUAUGAACGUCAAAUUCAGUUUGGGCGAAAUAAAAAAGGUUUUGCAGCAACUGCUGAACGGCCUGUACUACAUACACAGCAACAAAAUUUUACAUCGCGACAUGAAAGCGGCCAACGUUUUGAUAACAAAAAACGGAAUUCUCAAACUGGCUGACUUUGGUCUAGCCCGUGCAUUUAGCGUGUCCAAAACCGGCGUACCCAAUCGUUACACCAAUCGAGUCGUCACACUGUGGUAUCGCCCACCCGAACUGUUGCUCGGCGAUCGUAAUUACGGGCCACCCGUCGAUAUGUGGGGUGCCGGUUGUAUUAUGGCCGAAAUGUGGACACGUUCGCCAAUUAUGCAAGGCAACACCGAACAGCAGCAAAUCAUUUUCAUUUCACAAUUAUGCGGUUCAUUCACACCAGAAGUGUGGCCCGGCAUUGAGAAAUUGGAACUGUACAACAAAAUGGAAUUGCCGAUGGGACACAAGCGUAAGGUGAAAGAUCGCUUGAAGGCAUACGUUCAGAAUCAGUACGGAUGUCAUUUACUGGACAAAUUGCUUCAAUUGGACCCGAACGCUCGCAUAGACGCAGACUCUGCAUUGAAUCACGAUUUCUUCUGGACAGAUCCGAUGCCAUCUGAUUUGAGUAAGAUGCUGUCACAUCAUCUGUCCAGUAUGUUCGAAUACUUGGCACCGCCGCGACGAUCCACUCAAAUGAUGAGGCAUUAUCAGCAGCAAAUGGGUGUGAAUCAAAUCCAAAACAGAUCUCAGGACAAUAGUUAUCAAGAUAGGGUAUACUAAGUACAAACUGCGCAAACUUAUAUUUAAUAUGAUUACGAGUCCAAAUCUUGUGUUACGAAUCGUAACUUACGAUAAUUAAAUUCCAAUAAAAAAAACAUGAACCGA
Messenger RNA from Bradysia coprophila, 1486 nucleotides. RefSeq names its product Cyclin-dependent kinase 9 (gene Cdk9). Gene Ontology annotation, biological process: protein phosphorylation. The record is from RefSeq and is a predicted model, not a curated record. Gene Ontology annotation, cellular component: nucleus. Lineage: Eukaryota; Metazoa; Arthropoda; Insecta; Diptera; Sciaridae. Gene Ontology annotation, molecular function: cyclin-dependent protein serine/threonine kinase activity; RNA polymerase II CTD heptapeptide repeat kinase activity; ATP binding.